Molecule: messenger RNA, 2953 nt
Organism: Thunnus maccoyii (southern bluefin tuna)
Lineage: Eukaryota; Metazoa; Chordata; Actinopteri; Scombriformes; Scombridae
Product: cyclic nucleotide-gated cation channel alpha-3-like
Exons: 10
Coding region: 1-2313 (770 amino acids)
Biological process (GO): monoatomic cation transmembrane transport
Cellular component (GO): intracellular cyclic nucleotide activated cation channel complex; plasma membrane
Molecular function (GO): intracellularly cAMP-activated cation channel activity; intracellularly cGMP-activated cation channel activity; protein-containing complex binding
Source: RefSeq, a predicted model, not a curated record
AUGGCAGUCUCACGAAGCACAACACCUUUCCUCACCAAGUACCAGACUGAUGAGCCUGUGCUGCCUUUCAUUGGAAACAACCUGGCUGACCUGCUGAAGAUGAGACAGAGCCACAAGGAGAAGUUGGCUGAGCUCAAGAAUCUGGAUGAACAGAUUGUGGCCAAGGGAGCAGAGCUCCGGAAACUGUAUGAUGGUGGUGGCUUUGAAGCAUGUAGGGACAGCAACCUGGCUCAAGGAGGUGUUGAAGAUGUUCUGCACAUUCUUCCAGCACAUAACCAGGCGUUUGGCUUUCCUGAUUCCACAGGACAGGAUGGCUCUGACUGUUCUCAGUUCAGCUGCGUCACCAGUUCUGAAGGCAGUGUUCCAGGUCCUCAGCAGUCUGUGAACCUCCCCUGGUUAGCGCUGAUGGACGCCCAGGAUCACAAAUCCUUAGCUGGGACAGGACCUCUGUCCAGGCUGUCCAACAUGAUGCACUCUGGGAGGAGCAGUGUUGGCCCUGCAGAGUCCAGCCUCAGCAGCCAGAGGACAAAGGACAGACAAGAUAAAACAUGUUCACCUCACCUGUCUCUGUUUAACAUUUACAGCAAAAAAGAUGAGAAGAAAGACGAACCCAAGAAGGAUGAUAAGAAAGAUGACAAAAAAGAUGAGAAGAAAGAUGAGAAGAAAGAUGAGAAGAAAGAUGACAAGAAAGAUGACAAGAAAGAUGACAAAAAGGAUGACAAAAAGGAUGACAAGAAGGAAGAGCCAAAGGAAGUGUGGAUCAUGGAUCCCGCCACAGAUAUGUACUACUACUGGCUGUGCACAAUAUCUGUCCCAGUGUUCUACAACCUGAUGUUGCUGGUGGCCAGGGCUUGUUUUAAUGAAUUACAGUAUAAAAAUACAACACUGUGGUUGGUUUUGGACCACAUCUCAGAUGUCCUCUACUACAUUGACACCUUUGUGAGAGCUAGAACAGGUUUUCUGGAGCAAGGGCUGCUAGUAAGGGAUGAGAAGGUCCUGAAAGAAAAAUAUAUGAAAACACAACAGUUCAAAAUGGACGUCAUAAGUAUCUUUCCCACUGAUAUUAUAUUCUUCGCAAUUGGAAUUGACAACCCAGAGUGGAGGUUCAACCGUCUCUUUAAGUUAGCGCGACUCUUUGAGUUCUUUGACCGGACUGAAACUCGAACCAAUUUCCCUAACAUCUUCCGAAUUGGUAACCUUGUACUUUAUAUCAUCAUCAUUAUCCACUGGAAUGCUUGCCUCUACUUUGCCAUCUCCAAGGUGCUUGGAUUUGGCUCAGACACAUGGGUAUAUCCAGGCCCAAAGAAUCCUGAGUUUUCUCGACUGGCCAGGCAAUAUAUCUAUUGCUUUUACUGGUCCACACUUACCCUGACCACUAUUGGUGAGACACCGCCCCCAGUUCGAGACAUUGAAUACUUUUUUGUUGUAGCUGACUUCCUCACUGGGGUUCUGAUCUUUGCUACAAUUGUAGGCAAUGUUGGUGCCAUGAUUUCCAACAUGAAUGCUGCACGUGUAGAGUUCCAGGCUAAGAUUGACUCCAUCAAGCAGUACAUGCAAUUUCGGAAGGUCACCAAAGACCUGGAGGUAAGGGUGGUAAAGUGGUUUGACUACCUCUGGACAGAGGAGAAAACAUGUGAUGAAAAGCUGGUGCUGAAGAACCUUCCAGACAAGCUAAAGGCUGAGAUUGCCAUCAAUGUACAUCUGGAGACCCUAAGAAAAGUGCGCAUUUUUCAAGACUGUGAAGCAGGUUUACUUGUUGAGUUGGUUCUCAAGCUUCAGCCUCAAGUUUUCAGUCCUGGCGACUACAUCUGUAAGAAGGGUGACAUCGGCAGGGAAAUGUACAUCAUCAAAGAAGGAAAGCUGGCUGUAGUAGCAGAUGACGGGGUUACCCAGUUUGUGGUCCUCAGUGAUGGGGCAUACUUUGGGGAAAUUAGCAUUCUUGGUAUCAAGGGCAGUAAGGCAGGUAACCGGAGAACGGCCAAUAUCCGAAGUGUGGGCUACUCUGACCUGUUUGCCUUGUCCAAGGACGAUCUGAUGGAGGCACUCAUUGAGUAUCCUGAUGCUAAAUAUGCCCUGGAGGAUAAGGGGAGGGCCAUCCUUAUGAAAGAUAACCUCAUAGAUGAGUCGCUGGUCAAUGCUACUGAUGCCAAAGACUUGGAGGACAAAGUCAAUCAGAUUGAAGCCAGUUAUGAAGUCAUGUCGCUUAAAUUUCGAAAGCUAACAGAACAGUAUGAAUCCUCCCAGCGGAAACUCAAGCAACGGCUCAGUAAUAUGUCAAACCAGGUUCGCACUCUCAGAGUGGACAAUGAGUAGAGCUUGCCUUGGCACUACUACUGCCAGGCCUAGGGACUUUUCCACUAAAGGACUUCUCACAGUACUGAAGGACUCUUUGUACACACUAGUGUCCACCAAAUGUGUCAUGCCCAGCAGCUGGUUAGCGUUUGUCUCCAUUCAUCAUUCCUAUACACAGUAAAAUAGUAUGGUUUCCUUGAAAGUUGACCAUUUUCAUAAACCAAUAAUUAAAAAAAAAAAAAAUGUUUAUACUGAACAUCAAAAAGUAUCAUUUUGGUCUGAUAAAUACCAAAAAUAACACAUUCCCACAUACAACUGCCCAAAUUAACAAGUGUCUAUAUUUGUUUGGCAAAAAAGUAAUUUACUGUACUUCUUCAUUGACAUUUUAGGAGGAUUUCCAACACUUCCUCCAGAUAUAUAUAAUAUUUCCUGGAUCAACUGUUUGAAUUGAAAAGUAAAUAGACAAGAAGCUUUUUGAAAUUAUGGCAUAAUUCUGCUGAGAUGCUCAGUUGUAAAAUUAUUUUCAAAUGUUUAUAAUAAAGGUUGCAUAUUUUUACUAUGUCCAUUACAGUCUUAUUACAUCAUGGGAAAGUAUGGACUGUAUCUUGAUUUGAGCAAGAUGGUGUUGCUUUACUUUCAGGUCGGGUGAUAAUCAAUUAAA